AUGCGUUUCUUCCAAGCUCUCGUCGCUCUCCCGCUCAUUGCCGGCGCCGUCGCCAGCCCUCUGGACACACGCGCGACCCUUGAAAACUGCAGCGGUGAGAGAACAGAAAUGAUCAACAACGCCAUUGCCCAGGCCGGCAAGAUGGCCCAGGCGGGAGUCGACCUUAUCCGCUCCAGAUCCGACUACUCGAACAAUCUCUUCCAGGCCUUCUUCAAGGUCACCGAUGACCAAUCCAAGAACCGCGUUGUAAGCGCCUUGGAGAGAAUCGCUCAGGAAGCGCGGGCCGGAAACCAGGGCGUUGUGUCCUACUACUGCACACCGGAGGGUAUCAACUGUGUUGACAGCCACGCUUUCACCAUGACUGCCUACGGUGAGACGGAUGGAACCUACGGACGCAUCCGCACUUGCCCGGCAUACUUCACCAAGUUCCCCUCGUGGUCGAAUUCCUGCGAUGUCCUGGAUCAGGCCACUUCCAGCUUGCACGAGAUGGCCCAUACCAAGGGUGUCUUUGGGCCUGAGACGUAUGGCUACGAUCAAAUUCAUGGACUGAAUGCUGGUGCUGCGUUGGAGAAUGCGGAGAGCUACGCGUUCUUCUCUAAGUCGGCUUUCCUCAACUGCCGGCCCUAA
Aspergillus alliaceus is the source of this 627-nucleotide messenger RNA. RefSeq names its product putative metalloproteinase. The coding region runs from base 1 to 627 and encodes 208 amino acids. The transcript has 2 exons. Gene Ontology annotation, biological process: proteolysis. Lineage: Eukaryota; Fungi; Ascomycota; Eurotiomycetes; Eurotiales; Aspergillaceae. Gene Ontology annotation, molecular function: metalloendopeptidase activity. The record is from RefSeq and is a predicted model, not a curated record.